AUCUCACCAUCUCUUCUCUUCAGUCAGCUUUAGACGUUUGGGGGGAGCAAGUCUGUUUGAUGAAUCCUGUUCUCCGGCAUCACUCGCUCAUUCCCGUAUAAUCUCUUCCUUUGCUCCUUACCCAUCUCGUUUGGUUGACCCAUCCUGCACCGAAUCGACCUGCAUUUUGCACUUCCCUCCCACACCAUCCCAUCUCCUCGUUCACUGCGCCAGAAUGGCUCAGGCGCAACCGCAGUUGAGUAACAAAGAUGGCGCCCUGUUCCGACAGGUGGUCCGCCACUUUGAGAACAAGCAGUAUAAAAAAGGUUUAAAGGCCGCCGAGCAGAUUCUCCGCAAGCAUCCCAAUCAUGCCGAUACUCAAGCCAUGAAAGCCCUCAUCAUCAAUUCCCAAGGUCACACCGAAGAAGCCUUCGCUCUCGCCAAAAUCGCCUUGAACAACAACAUGAAAUCUCACGUUUGUUGGCACGUCUAUGGCUUGCUGUAUCGAGCCGAGAAGAAUUUUGAGGAGGCCAUCAAGGCAUACAAAUUCGCUCUCCGGUUAGAACCAGACUCCGCCCCCAUACAAAGGGAUCUGGCACAUCUCCAAAUCCAGAUGAGAGACUAUGAAGGUUACAUUUCAAGUAGAAGAAACAUGUUACAACAAAAGCCUGGCAUUCGUCAAAAUUGGACCGCUUUAGCCAUUGCUCACCACCUCGCUGGCAACUACGAAGACGCCCAAAAUGUUCUGACCACCUUUGAAGAUACCUUGAAAACCAAACCAAACAGAAACGACAUCGAACAUUGGGAAGCGGUCCUAUAUAAGAACUACAUAAUCGCAGAAUCCGGGGAAGUCGAAAAGGCCCUCGACCAUCUCGAUGCUGUUGGCAAAAAGAGCCCUGAUGUUCAGGGUGUCCUCGAGAUGCGGGCUGAUUACCUCGCGCGCUUGGGCCGUAAGUCAGAAGCCGAGGCUGCCUAUGCCCUCCUACUCGAUCGAAAUUCCGACAAUUCCGCUUACUAUGAUGGCUACAUCGACGCUAAAGGGCUAAAAGAUGGCCCUGCACUCGAUCUCAAAGUCGCCUAUGAACAACUGGCGGACAAGUAUCCAAAAGCAGACCUGCCCAGGCGAAGAUUACUCGAUGUCUUGUCUGGUCAGGAUUUCACAAAUGCUGCCGAAGUCUACCUGCAGAAAUUCUUCCAAAAAGGCGUUCCAUCCACUUUUGCCAACAUCAAGCAAUUAUACACCGAUUCCGACAAACGUGGCAGGAUCCAAAGUUUGGUCGAGGGCUAUGCCUCCAGCAAAGGCCCCUCACAGACCAACGGCAUCAGCAUUAACGGCGACCAGGACAAGUCACACUUUGAAGCAUCCGUCCUCUAUUUCCUUGCACAACAUUACAACUACAAACUCAGUAGAGACCUUGACAGGGCUCUUGACUAUGCCGACAAACUCAUCCAGCUAGAUCCCAAGUCAGUUGACUAUCACUCGGUCAAAGCGAGAGCAUACAAACACAAAGGUGAUCUCGUCAAAGCAGCAGAAGUCAUGGACUAUGCUCGAUCCCUGGACGAGAAAGACCGUGCGAUCAACACAAAGAGUGCCAAAUACCAGCUUCGAGCAGAUCAAAAUGAGAAAGCCCUUGAGACUGCCUCCAUGUUCACUCAGAACAAGUCUGGAGGUCCUCUGGGCGACCUGAUCGAUAUGCAAGCCGUCUGGUACUUGACAGAAGAUGGAAAAUCCUACCUCCGCCAGCGCAAACUGGGUCUGGCCCUAAAGCGCUUCCACCAAGUUCUCGCCGUCUUUGAAAUCUGGCAAGAUGACCAAUUCGACUUCCAUAAUUUCUCCCUCCGAAAAGGCAUGAUUAGAGCAUACGUCGACAUGCUCCGCUGGGAAGACCGCUUAAGGGACCACCCCUUCUUCUCCUCUGCAGCCAUCUCGGCUGUCCACGCCUACAUUCUCCUCUUUGACAACCCGGACCUCCAGCACGGUCCCAUCCCAUUGACGGUAAAUGGUAACGCAAGCGCGGAACUCAACGCCGCCGAACGUAAAAAAGCACUCAAAAAGGCCAAACGAGAGCAAGAGAAGAUGGAAAAGGCCGAGGCGGACAAGAAAGCCGCCCAAAAGGCCGCUAAGCCGACUCCCAAAUCCGAAGAUGUUGACGCUAAAAAAGAAGACAAGGAUCCCUUUGGUAAGACCCUCGUCGAAACCAAAGAACCCCUCAAGGACGCCUCGAAGUUUCUCGCCCCUCUGCUCGAGUUCAACCACCAGUCUGUUGAGGUACAAGCCGCGGCAUUUGAGUUGUACAUUCGAAAACGAAAAUUCCUGCUUGCGACCAAGGCGUUACUAGCUCUGAACUCCCUGGAUAGCAGCUACGAGAAGUUGCCACAGUACAAGCAACGGCUGAAGGAGGCUUUAAGUGGAAAAGAUGUUGAUGAAAAGGUGUCACAGAUUGUCAAGUUGGAGGCCAAAGACUUACUGUAAUAGAGCCAUACAGCGAACCUACUCUAAGGCCUGGUUAAGACUUGCUGUGCGAGAAGAGGGGUUUCUCUGUGAGAGUCAAACGCUUUGCGCAUUGCGCAGUCGCACCAGACGUGGAGAUAGCCGGGCGAAUGGGACUGCAUGCGUGAUUGCUUUCUCAAAGGAUGGUGAGACUGUGGUCAGCCCAGACUUGGGGAGCAGCUUAGCUCCCUUGCCCAUGAUCAAGCAAGAAUGGGCUACGAUGCGACUUGGUAGAUCAAGUCAAGUCGAUUUAGUAGACAAAAGUUGAUACUCUUGGUCACAUCACACACUGGAUCGCUGCCCUCAUGUUUGCGCAGGCUAGCAGUAAAAGUUUAGGGAACGAAAAAAGCACAAAAAGAUCAUAAUUCUUGAC
Messenger RNA from Exophiala mesophila, 2843 nucleotides. RefSeq lists its product as uncharacterized. Gene Ontology annotation, cellular component: NatA complex; cytoplasm. Gene Ontology annotation, molecular function: protein binding; protein-N-terminal amino-acid acetyltransferase activity. Gene Ontology annotation, biological process: N-terminal peptidyl-methionine acetylation. The coding region runs from base 215 to 2452 and encodes 745 amino acids. Lineage: Eukaryota; Fungi; Ascomycota; Eurotiomycetes; Chaetothyriales; Herpotrichiellaceae. The record is from RefSeq and is a predicted model, not a curated record. The transcript is spliced from 2 exons.